AAUUUUUCUCCGGAGGAAACAAAAUUUUAAUCAGAGUGAAAACUGAGUACAACCGACUGUAACGAAACCCCACCAGAGUCAACCAUCGGCGGCGACUGAAAUGGCGAAAUCGUCAACGGCGAAGGAUGCUCUGGCACUUAUCCGCUCUCUCCGAUCUGCUUAUGCAGCUACUCCAACCAACCUAAAGAUCAUCGAUCUGUACAUCGUUUUUGCUGUCGCGACGGCCCUAAUUCAGGUUGUAUACAUGGCCCUUGUUGGUUCAUUCCCCUUCAACUCUUUUCUCUCUGGAGUUCUUUCCUGUGUUGGAACUGCAGUUCUUGCCGUUUGUCUCCGGAUUCAAGUAAACAAAGAAAACAAGGAAUUCAAGGAUUUACCACCAGAACGGGCUUUUGCCGAUUUUGUUCUCUGUAACCUGGUACUCCAUUUGGUGAUCAUGAACUUCCUUGGUUAAGCGGAUUCCCUCUGCAUCAGAGAAGGCAUAGGACCUAUUUCAGAAUUACUUUGAUAUAAAUUAUGUGUUUUUUUUUUUUUUUUGGAAAUGGGAUAUAGAUGAUAUGUUGAGACGUGUUUGUUUGUUUCUCGAUACCUCUUGGGCUGGAAAUCGUUGGAGUUGUUAGUAGUGCUAGCCUGAUUUUGUAGGAGUUGAAAGAAAGCACAAUGGAUGUCGGAGGUUGAUACUUUUACCAUUCAAAUGGAAACUGCAGUCAACAAUGUUUAGUCGGCCAACUGUUAUAUUCAAGAGAAUGUUCAUGAUAAAGUCUUCAAUAUAGUUGAACCUAGAUGCAAAUACAAAAUGCCUCUCCGGAAACUAAUAAAUAUCAUAGUGAUACUGAGUUGAAAACCGUGUAACAGUGUGAAUGAUGGCACA
Molecule: messenger RNA, 868 nt
Organism: Oldenlandia corymbosa var. corymbosa
Lineage: Eukaryota; Viridiplantae; Streptophyta; Magnoliopsida; Gentianales; Rubiaceae
Source: the annotation of a GenBank genome assembly